AUGUCCAUCCAUUUUGGAUGCACCAACGAAACCAGCUUCACCGCAGUCUACAUCUUCCGCACAGAUCCGCUUUCCGCUCAAGUAUUGCUAGCUACCGCCUUAGUCCAGGUACGCCCGCAUCAUGGUAAUCCAAUCACCGCCAGAGUGUUGAUUGAUCAAGGUUCAGAGCUCUCAUUUAUGAGACAGUCGCUCUUCAAGAAGCUUGGACAACCGCUACAGCGUGACAUGGUCAUGCUCAAGGGCAUUGGUAAUGUCUCCGCAGGAAGCUCACUAGGUGUGAGCACAAUUGAGCUUCGUUCGCUGUGUACGACCGCAUCAAUGCAUGUCAGCAUGCAUAUUCUACCAACACUGAUGGUAGAUCUUUUAUCGUUCGUGAUCGCUGAUCCGAAAUGGCCGCAUCUUGAGAAUCUCAAGCUCGCUGACCCGCAGUAUCUACAGCCACGCCCUGUAGAUAUUAUUCUAGGUGCAUCACCAGCCGCACAGAUCAUGAACGCAGAGAUUCAACGAGGACCUCGCAAUGCUCCUAUUGCACAAUCCACCACGCUUGCACUACAUGCGUCAGUAGAUACUGAAUUACAAGACGCUAUCGCUAAGUUUUGGAAACAGGAAGAAGUUCCAUCAGGAAAUUCACCGCUCAACACCGCUGAAGAAGACGAAUGUGAAAUUCACUUUCGUCAAACGCAUUAUCGACAGCCUGAUGGACGCUACGUAGUGAGAUUACCGCUUAAGGCCCUUGAGAGUCAACUUGGCGACUCUAUCAACGCAGCUAUGGGGUCACUCCGCAGAUUAAUAACUCGCUUGUCGCGAGAAAGAGAAUAUUCUGACAUGUAUCGUGCAUUCAUGGCAGAAUACAUUCAACUAGGACACAUGGUACGAAUACCAGUCAACGAAUUGCCCGCAAACGCUUACUUCUUGCCUCACCAUGGGGUAUUGAAGCUUGAUAGUACCACUACGAAGCUCCGCACAGUGUUCAAUGGUUCCUGUGCAACAUCUACAGGAAUUUCAUUGAACGACAUUCUCCACGCAGGACCCAAAACGCAAAUUGACAUUUUUGAUGUGAUGUUGAGAAUCCGUUGCAGCAGGAUUCUAUUCGCUACUGACAUCACCAAGAUGUUCAGACAGAUUGAGGUCGACUCGCUUGAUUGGCCGCUUCAGUGCAUUCUCUGGAUAGAUGAGAAUGACUUAAUAGACGCUUACUGUCUCAAGACAGUCACAUACGGAACCGCUAGUGCACCUUUUGACGCUGUACGUGUGCUUAUCCAACUAGUAAAGGAUGAAGGACACCGCUUUCCGCUAGCUGUUGCUCCAAUGUUGAAAACACGCUACGUAGAUGACAUCUACGGUGGAGCAGACAACGAAGAGAAGACGCUAUCAAGGCUGCAGUACAAACAAAAGCUCUGUGUGCAGCAGGCUGCUUCCCGCUUGCCAAAUGGGCUAGCAAUAGCCCACGGUUACUCGCUGAAGUCGCUCCAGAAAAGCAGCUGGAUACACCGCUUAAAGAAAUCAGUGAUGCACCAGUAA
This is a messenger RNA of Cotesia glomerata, 1521 nucleotides long. RefSeq lists its product as uncharacterized. The coding region runs from base 1 to 1521 and encodes 506 amino acids. The record is from RefSeq and is a predicted model, not a curated record. The transcript has 2 exons. NCBI's taxonomy places the organism in Eukaryota, Metazoa, Arthropoda, Insecta, Hymenoptera, Braconidae.